Messenger RNA from Sarcophilus harrisii (Tasmanian devil), 2429 nucleotides. It is a transcript of the gene SLC25A29, whose product is annotated as solute carrier family 25 member 29. NCBI's taxonomy places the organism in Eukaryota, Metazoa, Chordata, Mammalia, Dasyuromorphia, Dasyuridae. Gene Ontology annotation, cellular component: mitochondrion. The record is from RefSeq and is a predicted model, not a curated record. Gene Ontology annotation, molecular function: high-affinity L-arginine transmembrane transporter activity. The transcript has 4 exons. The coding region runs from base 48 to 947 and encodes 299 amino acids. Gene Ontology annotation, biological process: mitochondrial L-ornithine transmembrane transport.
GCCGGAGGAGAGACCGCGUUGCCCUCGCCCGGGGAGAGAAGCCGGCGAUGGCGCUCGACUUCUUGGCAGGAUGCGUUGGGGGUGCUGCAGGUGUGCUGGUGGGACAUCCCUUUGACACUGUCAAGGUUCGCCUCCAGGUUCAGAGUGUAGAGAAACCUCUCUACCGAGGGACUUUUCACUGCUUUCAGUCCAUUAUCAAGCAAGAAAGUGUAUUUGGCUUGUAUAAAGGGAUUGGGUCCCCCAUGAUGGGCCUGACCUUUAUCAACGCCCUUGUGUUUGGGGUCCAAGGCAACACGAUCCGAGCCCUGGGGAAGGACACACCCACGAACCAGUUUCUGGCUGGCUCAGCGGCGGGAGCCAUCCAGUGCGUGAUCUGCUGCCCCAUGGAGCUGGCCAAGACACGGAUGCAGCUCCAAGGCACAGGCGAGUACAAACUGAAGACCAGGACCUACAAAAACUCCCUGGACUGCCUGGUGAAGAUCUACCAGCAGGAGGGCCUGCGUGGCAUCAACAAAGGCAUGGUGUCCACCCUGAUCCGGGAGACGCCCAGCUUCGGCUUCUACUUCCUGACCUACGACUGCCUUACACGCUCCCUGGGCUGCGAGCCCGAGGACAGCUUUGUGGUGCCCAAGCUGCUGCUGGCGGGCGGCAUGUCGGGCAUUGUGUCCUGGCUCUCCACCUACCCCAUGGACGUGAUUAAGUCUCGAAUACAGGCUGAUGGCGUGCGGGGCAUGCAGCAGUACAGCGGCAUCCUCGACUGUGUGCGCAAGAGUUAUCAGGUGGAAGGCUGGCGGGUGUUCACCCGGGGGCUCACAUCCACCCUGCUGCGGGCCUUCCCGGUCAACGCAGCUACCUUUGCCACCGUCACCAUCUUCCUCAUGUACAUGAGGUCAGAGGAAGUGAUGACAGAGUGUGAGGCAGCCCUCCCUCAGCCUUCCAGCUUGUAAGGAUUUGCCCCCAGCCCCAGGAUGUCUCCUGCUGACUUUUCCGUGCCCUUCUUCCCACAGACCUGGACUUGGCCGUCAUAUUUUUGUAAAUGCCCACCCUCGUAGAAUACCGUGCAAACAAAUUCUAAGCUGUUUCAUCUGACUUGGCCUGGGUAUCGCCCCCUGGUGACACAGACCCUCCUUGGAAACGCAUCUUGGGAAGGUGGCCAGUCUUUGUUCUGGCCCCUUGUAUCUGAGGGCCCGCUGGGGGUCAUCCUCCCAAUGCCAACUUUCUGACAGAUUUUCCUGGAUUUUAAUCAACCCAGCCCUUUGUUUCAAGGGGUCAAAUCUAUAGUGCUUUUGAAUAACUUGGAAGCUGUUUGUCCUUGGGCUUGGUCACAUUUUCUUUUUUUUUUUUUUAUUUGGCCUAUUUGAUUUUUCUGAGGCUUAGUAGAUUCAGUGAGUUUUCAUGUGAUCAAAGGAUUUGGGGUCAGGCCUGACUUUGAAUGUCAUCUUUUUUCCUGUGCGACUUUGGGCAAAUGACUUUUUCCUUGGGAUGCAGUUUCCCUCAUUAUAAUAGAAUUGGUAAUCCCCGUGGUCUUUCCCAGUCAAUCUGUAGUCAAAGGAUGUUGUUGGCUUCUUGUUCUCCCAAUCUUCCUAUCUCAGAGAAUUAGUCUUGGCUCUCCAGGUUAAGAAACAUCUCCAUAGUUCUGAGUGAGCAAUCAUUUUAUUCAGGAGUAGAACUGCUGCUGGGAGUACAGAGAAGCCCCUGUGCAUCACUGCCUAGUACUUUUGUCACUUUUCCUCAGUAACAGAAAGUCUGAUUAUGGCAUUUUAUAGAUAAUUAAGUCAGCUAAGAUUUUUAUCAUGUUAAACUCAGGACAGAGAGUACUAAUGGAGUCAGACAGCAGCACCAUACUCUCCCGUUGCCCACCCCUUUGCUGCACAUUUUAGAUUUCAAGCCAUAGCCUUCUAUGACUUAGGCAAAUGUGUUUUUGGCAUAUUGAGGAACACAUAGUAUCAAAUGUAGACUCUGGGAAUCUUUGUAUUUAUUGCCAUUAGAAUGGUAUUCUCAUUUUUGAGGAUCUAAACCUUGUUAAUGCAAAUAUUUUGAUAAUGGGGAAUGUGCUGCUGAAAAUAGUGAAUGGAGCCAUUGGCCAUAGUGUUUCCUGGGAAACAAGGAAAUGGUAUCUGAUGCAGGGGACCCUGGGCAGGUUUAGGGAAUUCAGGGAUUGGGUCCUUUCUACAUUGUAUUUUAAGAAAAUGUAAUUAAGAGCAUUUUGCAUUUCUAUUACACAGGUAACCUUCAUUUCUGGACCCAAAUAUUUGUUUGUUAGAAGAUAGAGAAGAGUAUUGUGGCCAUUUUUAAACUGCCACUGAGGUUCACCCUGAAUGUGAAAUGUGUCACCUACAGUUCAUGUAUACAAGAUAAUAUCUUUGUAAGAUAUUCUGUAAUUAUUGUACAGACUCAAUAAAAAAUUUUUUUUAAAUCAACAAAAAAAA